AUGAUGACUAGUUACAACAAGAAUUACAAUCCUAUUAAAGCAUUCUACAGGCUUCCGAUUAUUGAACGAUACCAAAAUUUCAUCAAAUCCAAGAGAGUUUUUCUUUCCAUUCUUCUCAUCAUUUGCAACAUUUUGGGAGGACUUGUGUUUGGCUACUCGCUUGGAACCAUUGGAGGCUCUUUAAAUUCAGCCACUUUGGCUUUCUUUCCUUCUUCCAAUAAUAAUAACGGUAAUGCCACCACCACAGGUGUGAGCUUUCGAGAUAUUGUUUUUGAUGAAAUGAUCAAACCGAAAUUUGUGGUCAGCCCUUUGGUAGGUCAAACCAAAAUUUCAGAUUUCGCUCUUUGGUUGCAGUCAACAACGACGAACGUUGGAUCUGUCGUUGAGGUGAAUCAAAACUUGACAACCUCAGACUCCAACAACAGCCAAAAGCCCUUUGAUCUGGGCAAUUCCUUGCUGCAAGGAUUAUUCGCCUCAAGCAUUUUCAUUGGAGGCAUGGUAGGAUGUUUUUGCACUAUGAUUACGGCGAGUUAUUUAGGUCGUAAAUUAUGCAUGAUUUUGUGUUGUGUGAUCUUUUCAAUUGGAUGUAUUGGUGCAAGUGCUUCAAAUUCUUAUGCUUCAUUGAUUGUUUUCAGAUGUAUCAUGGGUUUUGGUGCUGCCAUUUCAACUUCAGUGUGUUCCGUUUAUAUGGCUGAAUUGAUGCCCUUUCCCAAAUAUCAAGGCGUAUUGGGUGCCAUGUACAAUGUUGGAGUGGCCUCUGGUGUGGCUUUCGGAUAUGCAUUUGGAGCUAUUUUCUUAUUUACUUCUGAACAAUGGAGAGCCGUUCAUGCUUUAGGGAAUUUAUUUUCAAUUUCCUUAUUCAUUCUGCUUGUGUUCGUUUUGCCAGAGUCUCCUCAGUUUAUCAUGGGAGCCACCGUUCAACACCAGCAACAACAUACCAAUGACAAGAGUGAUGUGGAGCUCAAGACCCAAAAUGAAAAACCAACAGCUACAACCACCGCAAGUGAGCAACCAACGCUCAAGAAUAAGGAAGAGCCAAAAACCAACAACAACAAGGAAGGAGCAAAGCCUAUGUCGUUCCUUCAGGCGCUCAAACGAUUAUUCUUCUCCAAAGUUAUUAUUUCAACAAUAUUGGCAUGCUUUUAUUGUGGAAGUUUGGAAUGGACAGGUAUUCAAAGUGCAACAUUAUUUAUUCCUUCCUUAUUAGAAUCUGCUGGUGUGACUUCACCUCUUUACCAACAAUUGGCAUCCAUGGGGGUGGCCAUUUGGCAAAUUAUGACUAUUAUCCCUUGCAUCUUUCUAGUAGAUCGAUUUGGAAGAAAAAGCAUUACAAUCUUUGGACUGGUCAUUUCAAUUUUGACCAAUUUAGCCAUUGGAUUUGUUUUCCAAUUCGCUCCAAAUGGAUCUACAGAAAAGAUAGUCUUAGCACUUGUUUUUAUUGCCAUUUUCCUGAUUGGAUUUAAUGUUGGUCUUGGUUCCUUAGUGUACAUGUUAGCUCACGAAGUAUUUAAUGGUGAGCAUGAAAAGGUGGUGAUUUUAGGUACAUCCAUUUCCAUCAUGUGUUUGUGGUUCUUUUCGAUCAUCAUUUCGUUAUUUUUCAUUCCACUUGUAACAGCUACCAACCAAGCAGUUCCCUCAUAUAUAUUUGCAGGUAUUUCAUUCAUUGGGUUGCUCUUGACGAUUUUCCUUCUGAAAGAAACCUCACCCAGAGUGUUGGCAAAGAAACAACUGUUAGAGCUCACAAAAACAAAAGGUUUGGCAAAGAAGGACACGAGUGUUGCUGCUGAAGAGAAAAACCGUGUGGUGCCCACAGAGGCUGAAAAUGAUACAGCUAAGCAAUCUCACCCCGCUGUUAAGGAUGAGCAGCCAUCGGUGUGA
Messenger RNA from Naegleria lovaniensis, 1878 nucleotides. RefSeq lists its product as uncharacterized. NCBI's taxonomy places the organism in Eukaryota, Heterolobosea, Eutetramitea, Acrasida, Naegleriidae. Bases 1 to 1878 code for a protein of 625 amino acids. Gene Ontology annotation, cellular component: membrane. Gene Ontology annotation, molecular function: myo-inositol:proton symporter activity. The transcript has 3 exons. The record is from RefSeq and is a predicted model, not a curated record. Gene Ontology annotation, biological process: transmembrane transport.